AUGGAAAGUAGCGUAUUUCAGUCCAUUCUCAUUUUGCUUGACCACUUCGUCAUUGCCACCAUUGGCCUUGUUACCCUUGCCGCUGCCGACAACGCUCCCCGUUAUGAGCCCAGAUACCAGCCUAGCUACAAACCCAGCUACGAGCCCAGCUAUAAGCAGCCUUCCUACAAGGAAGAGCCUGCUUCCUACCAAUACAACUAUGAGGUCAAGGAUGAAUAUGCCGGUUUGAACUUUGAUGCCAAUGAGGCUCGUGAGGGGAGAGAGCCCAAGUACGAGUCCUACAAACCCAAGUAUGAGCCCAAGUACCAACCCUACAAGCCCACCUACAAGCCCGCCUACAAGCCCGCUUAUCCCCAGCCUUCUUAUGAAUAA
Messenger RNA from Tigriopus californicus, 372 nucleotides. Its product is annotated as adhesive plaque matrix protein-like. Lineage: Eukaryota; Metazoa; Arthropoda; Copepoda; Harpacticoida; Harpacticidae. Bases 1 to 372 code for a protein of 123 amino acids. The transcript has 2 exons. The record is from RefSeq and is a predicted model, not a curated record.